This is a messenger RNA of Candidula unifasciata, 1086 nucleotides long. NCBI's taxonomy places the organism in Eukaryota, Metazoa, Mollusca, Gastropoda, Stylommatophora, Geomitridae. The record is from the annotation of a GenBank genome assembly.
AUGCUCAAACCACAAGGUGGGGGGUGGGGGGGGGGGGGGACUAUAAAAUAUGAAGAGAAGAGAAUUAUAGACAAGUCAAGACUUCAUGUACAGGGGAAAGACUUCAUGUACAGGGAAAAGAUUUCAUGUACAGGGGAAAGACUUCAUGUACAGGGGAAAGACUUCAUGUACAGGGGAAAGACUUCAUGUACAGGGGAAAGACUUCAUGUACAGGGGAAAGACUUCAUGUACAGGGGAAAGACUUCAUGUACAGGGGAAAGACUUCAUGUACAGGGGAAAGACUUCAUGUACAGGGGAAAGACUUCAUGUACAGGAGAAAGACUUCAUGUACAGGGGAAAGACUUCAUGUACAGGGGAAAGACUUCAUGUACAGGAGAAAGACUUUAUGUACAGGGAAAAGACUUCAUGUACAGGGGAAAGACUUCAUGUACAGGGGAAAGACUUCAUGUACAGAGGAAAGACUUCAUGUACAGAGGAAAGACUUCAUGUACAGGGGAAAGACUUCAUGUACAGGGGAAAGACUUCAUGUACAGGGGAAAGACUUCAUGUACAGGGGAAAGACUUCAUGUACAGGGGAAAGACUUCAUGUACAGGGGAAAGACUUCAUGUACAGGGGAAAGACUUCAUGUACAGGGGAAAGACUUCAUGUACAGGGGAAAGACUUCAUGUACAGUGGAAAGACUUCAUGUACAGGGGAAAGACUUCAUGUACAGGGGAAAGACUUCAUGUACAGGGGAAAGACAUCAUGUACAGGGGAAAGACUUCAUGUACAGAGGAAAGACUUCAUGUACAGAGGAAAGACUUCAUGUACAGGGGAAAGACUUCAUGUACAGGGGAAAGACUUCAUGUACAGGGGAAAGACUUCAUGUACAGGGGAAAGACUUCAUGUACAGGGGAAAGACUUCAUGUACAGGGGAAAGACUUCAUGUACAGGGGAAAGACUUCAUGUACAGGGGAAAGACUUCAUGUACAGAGGAAAGACUUCAUGUACAGGGGAAAGACUUCAUGUACAGGGGAAAGACAGUGUUCUUCAUGUACAGGGGAAAGACUUCAUGUACAGGGAAAAGACUUCAUACGGUCGUUUAA